AUGCACGAACCUAACAGCUCGUCGGAACGGGAUGAGGCACCACCGCGUGCUCCUGUCAUUCAGACUCUCAUCCCACCGAUGACCUCGUUAAACAGCUCGUCGGAACGGGAUGAGGCACCACCGCGUGCUCCUGUCAUUCAGACUCUCAUCCCACCGAUGACCUCGUUAAACAGCUCGUCGAAACGGGAUGAGGAGCCAGCGCGCGCUCAUGUCUUUCAGACUCUUGUCCCACCGAUGAGCUCAAUAAACAGCUUGUCGAAACGAUACGAAUUGCCACUGCGCACUCGAAUCUCUCAGACUCUCCUCUCAUCGAUGAGCUCGCCAUUGAGCAGCUUGAACAUUCCAGAUUCAAGCAAAUCAGAGAUAGGAUCUCAGCCAACAGAGCGACUUCCAUCUCCACCUCCAUUGCUGCCAGGUCUCGAGCCAACUAUAUUUAGAUGGCCCGAAACCACGGCUCACAACUUGAACUCGCAUGCGGUGUCUCAGCUCGAAAAUCAGUCCAAUGAAAUUUUGAGUUCGCAGAACCCUGCAACAACUCAAACUCAAGUUGAGGAAAACUAUCAACAGUUUCCCGCAACAAACGAUCUAGUCGAUCGAGCUCAAAAUCAUAGAGUAUACGAUCCUACCGAUCUAGCUCAAUUGACGAAAGCAAAUAGCUCGUCAAAUCGAGCUCUAUCCUAUUCGAUUCCAUCUAAUCAGAUUCUUGUCGAUCCGCGAAACCUUUUGGACCGUGAAUCUUUCGAAAGGUUCCAGAUCCAAACAAACCUCGCAUUCCGGCAAGCGAACUCAACGUUUAACCAAACAAUGAGUUCGAUUCCGGAUAUCGACAAAGUAAUCAGGGAGACGCAACAAACUCCCUUCUCAUGCAGGAUCACUAAUACCUAUCUGCGCGAUACUUACAAGCUAUGUAUCCCGGAAUACUCUAGUAACAGCGAUUCACGAGCUUAUAUCCGAGCUCUUUAUCUCGAAAUUCUUCGAGCUCAAUUUUCUCCUGAAGAGAUAGAAGCAGCUUCCUGCAAACCCUUUGCUGAAAACCUAGCCGGACCAGCUAAAAAUUGGUUCGCAACGCUGGAUGAAAAUUCAAUCGAUACUUUCGACCAGCUCCUUUCGGUAUUCAUAAACCAAUAUUCGAUCUUCAUCGAACCAGAAGUUUCUGAAGCCGAUCUCUGGACGCUUUCUCAAGCUCCUAACGAAUCACUUCGAUCUUACGUCAACAGGUUCAAAGCAAUCAUCACUAAGAUCGAAAACCCUAACGAGGCAGUAGCUCUACUAGCCUUCCGAAACAACUUGUGGUACGAAUCGAAAUUCAGAGAAGAACUAAUCGUUCGACCUCCUGUAUCACUCGAUGAUGCACUUCGCUGCGCGUUAACCUUUGCUAAACCCUAA
Microthlaspi erraticum is the source of this 1386-nucleotide messenger RNA. The record is from the annotation of a GenBank genome assembly. NCBI's taxonomy places the organism in Eukaryota, Viridiplantae, Streptophyta, Magnoliopsida, Brassicales, Brassicaceae.